This is a messenger RNA of Manis javanica (Malayan pangolin), 7641 nucleotides long. Lineage: Eukaryota; Metazoa; Chordata; Mammalia; Pholidota; Manidae. The record is from RefSeq and is a predicted model, not a curated record.
UGCUCCAUGCAGGCUGAGGGGAUCCACAGGGCUACCAAGAUUGAACUUGGAGAUGUUCCCCAUGCACGAGGAAAGGUGAUCAAACUGCUACAGUCUAAAUGCCAUUACAGAGAUGAGGCUGAGAUCAUCUGUCGCAAAGUUGAAAUUAAACUCAGAAAGGAACAUUUUCCUUAUCCCCAUACAUGCAUUACUGAGCUCAGGACUUCUCACUGGGAAGAAGCCAUCCAGGAAACAGUGGGUGGGGCAGCCAACCGGAAGUUGGCUGAGGAAUGUUAUUUCCUGUGGAAAUCUACUCGUUUACAGCAUAUGACACUAGCAGAAGAUGUCAAAGCCAUGCUCACUGAACUUCGAAAGGAGGUCCACCUGCUCUUACUAACAAAUGGAGACAGACAAACCCAGAGGGAGAAGAUUGAGGCUUGUGCCUGCCAGUCCUAUUUUGAUGCUGUUGUUGUAGGUGGAGAGCAGAAGGCAGAGAAACCGGACCCUUCCAUAUUUUAUUACUGCUGUGAUCUUCUCGGAGUACAGCCUGGAGACUGUGUGAUGGUUGGUGAUACGCUGGAAACCGAUAUACAAGGAGGCCUCAGUGCAGGGCUGAAAGCUACAGUCUGGAUAAACAGAGAUGGGAGAGUGCCACGGAGCUCAUCCCCUGUGCCACAUUAUACAGUUUCUUCCGUGCUAGAGUUACCUUCUCUCCUACAAAGGAUAGAUCAUAAAGUCGAUAGUUCAGCUUAAAGCUGCCUGACCUUUCUUCAGGGACCCCAGUUUUCCUAUAGUGUAUAAAUGACAAAUAGGUUCCUCCUUUUUAAAUAUGCUAUUGAAGUCAGCAUGUGAUGCUCCUUUCCCAAGACAUUUCCCAGCUUGUAGUCACAGCUAACUCAGCACAUAUGGAAAAUAUAUUCAUCUCUGGAUGUUUUUGCUUCAUUACUCUUUGAUAAGCCUUAGUCAUCCACAUGUGCCUGUUUUAACUCAGUCUGAAAACCCUUUCAGUACAUUCCACUUUCUUUUUCUUUUAAUAAGAAUCUGUUAUUUUGGAAUAAUUUCGGGUUUAUACUAUAGUUGCAAAGAUAGUACAGAGAGUUCUAUAUACCUGUCACCAGUUUUCCUUAAUGUUAAGAUCUCACCUACCCAUGGUACAAUGACCAGAAUCAAGAAAUUAACUACUAGUGAUAUGUAUAUACAUAUGUCUGUAUUACCUAGAAUUCCUUGUAAGGAAGAUUAUGCCCAUGUAUUUACUUAUUGUCUUUUAUUUGUAACACUGUGGACUCGUGUGUAUUCAUUUUCUGACCUCAGUCCUCACCCAGUGCUAUGUUAUUUAUUUCAUUGCUCAAACAUUCCCAGCUGUGGCCACUGGGAGCUCGUCCACACCGGCUCCCGCGUCCCCUGGACGUGCCCUCUGGAGCACUUCCUCCUUAGCUUCUGGCACCAAAGGUGUUUCUAGGCCCAGCUUAUGCUUUCCCUUCCCCGGCCCUAGGAUCGGUCAUUUUCAAGGAGACCUAGUUCCCUUCUUUGGAGUAUGGCAUUUAGGAGCCAAGUUCUGGGUGAGGGUGUGCUCGUUGCCACUGGGGUUGUCGCUGAGCACACAGCGUCAGGAAAUACAUGCAUGUUAACCCAUGGAUACACACAUAGUUACAAAUUAUUGUAGGAAAGGCAUCCCCUGAGCCCCGUUUCCUUACUGUUCUAUGAGGACAGCUGUCUGUUGCUUAACCCCAAAUAUGUCUGGCUUUGUAGGGAGCCAGAUAUGUCUUGCCUUGAGAAGCCUAAAAGCGGUGUGUUGUACCCAUGAGAAAGGAAGUGGAUAAGGGCCUUGAAGGCCAAGCACCUGGCCAUGAAGGCCACGCCUAUGCGCAUCUUCAAUACUUCUAUAACCAUGAAUUAGCACUGUAGCAGUUUGAGAGGUACAGCUUUGUGCGGAUAAAGUGACCUCUUUUGAGCAGCCUCCAUGAUGACUCCCGCUGCCUUCUUUGCUUUGUCUUGUCCCCUGGACCCUGGCACUUGGCAUUGUGAGGAUGAGGUAGGUGGUCAUGAGAACAAUGGCUCUUGAGCUUCCCUGGACAUGGACAGGUGGAGGAGAUGUGCCCCCCCCCAGCCUAUAUUUGGUACCUGGUGGCAACAUGCUUGACUGCUUAGGCAGCACCGGAGGAUUGGGAGUCCACACACAGGACCUCGGAGGCUAUACAGAUGGCACUGGAAAUGCUAGAGACCCAGUCCCUCUGGCCCACCAGGAAUUGGCUGGGCAAGUGGUGUGGAUGUUCCUGAUGGUCACCUGCCAUGCUGCUCACAAAACUGUGGAGUUGCAGCAGUGAAUGCAGGGUCUCCACUAGGAGGAGGACUUACAGCAACAGGUGGCCAUGGGUGGCUGAAAGCCCCUAGCGCUGUGCAGCAACAUGUGGAGAUGCAGGAACCUGUCGCCGCAGGGUGGCAGCUGGGUGGCCCCCCGAUAGCUACCCGACAGGCAGCGUGCAGGGCCAUGGAAUUGCAGAAUUUGGCCAAGCAGUGUAAGCAACGUUUGGGUGAAUCUGUGCCUGCCUGGCCAUUGUGACUGUGAGAUGAGGGCGCUGAGGACACAAAGCAGUGUAGAUGUCAGCUCACUUGGGAGAUGUAUGAGUAGCGCGACUUCAAGUGACCGAAGAGAACUACUGCGGUGAAGCAUGGCAAGGAAAAAGUAACCACGGUGAAAACGGCGCCAGAGGUAGGCCACAGGAGGACUGCGGAAAGUGAGUCACAGCCAGGCAUGGACUCACUUUUUAGCUGCUAGUUUGACUCAUGAAAAGCUUAAUGGACAGCCUUUGGAGGUGUUGAUGGGACUGUGGAAGCAGUUGCAUCCAGACCACCGCUGUCGCCCACUGCCCCCAAAGCGAGUGGAGGCGAGCGCUGUGGUGGACCAGGAACUCCUGCCUUGUGCACUGACUUCCUCCCUGACCUAGGGGUGGGGCAGAGGUACCCAGCAUAUUGAGACAUUGGACACUGGAGGCCAUUUGUUAAAGUCACCAUUCACUGGUCCCCAGAGAAUGUACAGUGGAUGUUGGUGCUGGUGGAUACAGAUGGUGGUUGGAAGAAGCAUACAUCAUCCACCCAGCACGCAGCCCUUUUAGUUCACCUGUGUGCCCUGUGAAGGAGUCUACGGCACCUGGAGAAUGACAGUGGACUAUCAGGAACUAAACAAAGUGACUCCCCUGCUGCGUGCUGCAGUACCGAACAUCACUGACCUGAUGGAUGAACUGACUGUGACUUUGGGGACUUAACACUUUGUGUUAGAUUUAGCUAAUACCUUCUUUUCCACUGACAUUGCCCUGGAAAGCCAGGGUCAGUUUGCCGUCACGUGGGAAGGCCGGCAGUGGACAGUCACUGUCUUCCCACAAGGACACAUGCUCAGCCCUACUUUGUGUCACAGCUUGGUGGCUAGUGGCCUGGCCACCUGGUCCCCUCCACCCUCGUUUCAAGUGUUCCAUUAUAUAGAUGAUACAGUGUUGACUUCUGACUCUCUUCCAGACCUGGAAGCUGCGGCUCACAGAUAGGCUGCAGUGAAGACCUGGUUAUUCUGUCGAGUCCUUGGGUGUUGUCUGUCAGAUAAGACAAAGGUGUUACCCGAAGCGGUGGCUCAGGCCCAGGCACUGCGAGUCACUGAUGCCUCCAUACUGUUCCUGUUGACGGUGUCUGCCAGCAUGGGUGGGUACGGGUGGGGAUUAUGGCAGAAGCACGGGGCCCACAAAGUCCCAGUAGGAUUUCGGUCUCAGCUGUGGAAGGGAGCAGAGACUUGCUAUUCGCUGUUGGAAGGACAGCUGGCAGCAGUGUAUGCAGCCUUCCUGGCUCCUGAAGGAAUCGGAAGUGCGAGCAGUACGGGUGGUUACUGCCCUCCCGAAUGAGGGGUGAGUGCGAGCCUGGGCCACAGCUCCCCGGACUGGGGUUGCCUAGACACCCACCCUGACCAACUGGGGAGCCUAUUUAGAACAACAGGCUAGAUUAUCCAAAAAUCCUCUCACAGGAAUUGCAGCAAGUCCUGGGACUGUUAACCUUUGUGGUUGAACCCGCACCCACCUUACUGGGCAUGGAAGUGCCAGUGGUAAGCCCCUAUGAGGAGGGGACAGGGACGCCACCAGUGGAGGUCUGGUAUACAGAUGGAUCCGCAAAGGGCCACCCACCAACAUGGGUGCCCGUCGCCAUUCAGUCCUUACAGGAAGAGUCCUGGUAUGAGCCUGGAGUAUGGCAAUCCAGUCAGUGGGCUGAACUACAGGCGCUGUGGCUUGUUUGACUAGGGGAUCAGGUCAGAUAACCAUAUGUACUGGCAGUUGGGCCGUGUUUUGGGGCCUUACUGGUUGCCUUAGUGGGCAGAGCAGGCCUGGGCAAUUGGCCAUCGCCCACUAUGGGGACAAACUGUGGAAGGACCUGUGGACCCGUGGGUUAAAGGAAGGGGCCCUGAUAUAUCAUGUGUCAGGACAUCACCCAGAACUAAGCCCUGGGAAUGAUGUGGCUGAUGCCUUGGCCAGGGCUCGUACACUCCAGGAACUGCCCCUUAUGGAAAUGGGGCAAUGGCUGCAUAAGAAACUAGGGUGUGUAGGCCCAAGAACCAUGUGUAAAGUUGCCCAGAGGUGGCACAUUCUGCUGAUAUUUGCUGGCGCAAAACAAGUAGUGCUAGCAUGUGCUCACUGUGCUCACUUUUACCAGCAUCGUCAUCGGCUGCCCAUGUUUCAGAGGGACUGAAACAGUUAAGAUAGAUGCAGUGGGUGAAGCACUUGCCCGUAGCAGUACGCUUGCUGAAUGAGCAGCCAAGGAGAACGGGGGAAAGCCCCAUAGGGAGGUUGGUGGUGGCUCGCCCAUAUGUCUUGAAAUGUUUGAAACAAGACACCAGUGGGUUGGAGCCACAGUUGCUGGAAGAAAUAUUGCUCCUUCCUGCCCCACGUACACUGUCUCCUGGCCAUACAGAGGAGCGGACAUGGCCGCGGACCUUCAUGUUUGAAGAACAUCCAUGGGUUGCCUUGUAUGAGAUAUGGAGAGGGGCUGACCCAUGGGUUACAAGUGGAUAGGAAAAGCUGACUGCUUCCUUUCUGGCGAGGGCAGUAUCCAUACUGGCAGGGACUUUGGUCGUGCAAGUGUGGCCAGUACCACGAUUUCUGUUGAAGGCUGAGCCUGAUGCCCUGUCAGUGUCUUCAGAUGCCCUGGUCUGGUAUCACAGACCAGGGAAACCACCCCAGCAGCCACUGUUUUGUCACAAGAUGACAAGGUCACUUGUAUCCUCCCAGAGAACUGGGACUUGCCAUUGAUGGUGUCUGCCCUGUCUUUCCGCCCAGGUUGACAGAGAGCAAUAGUAUGGUGGCGUGGGCCUAUACUUUUGCCCAGAUACAUAAUGUCUCCCACUGCUGGGCGUAUAUAGAACUGCCGGACUGCUGUGGAAAAUCGCUCCCACCAACCUGUCUGUGUAGGGACGCCUUCAAGCGUGGGAUCAUAAUGAUGCCAAAGGUGAAGCAAAAUGCACGCAACCAAGCAGUUGAUCCAGCAACAGCACACGCUCCGCCUGGGGAGGCUACCGUGUAUAGUGGGUGGCAAUGAAUGUCUAGUGUACAUGUAACCUUGCAAACUAUAGCUCCACUGUGCAUUGAAUAGCAGGUUUCCAUACCCAAUCGCAUGGUUGGCUGGUUACCCAGAGAACUGUGCGCCAACGUCAGUGUUAAUCUCACCCUGUCAGCCUCCUCCCUGUCUCUGACCCACAGAUUAAGGAGGCGACACAAUGAGAUAUUGAAGACCUGAACGGACCAGCCUGGGGACUCAAGCCGUAACAGCUCAAGAGUAAUGCCGAGAAGGCACUCCUCAUGUUUAUUGAGUAAAUGAAUAUCUGAAGAAUUCUGAGUAGGGGGUUCAGCACAUGAUCAUCAUCUAUCUUUGAGUCCCACCCAAGGGCGGGACACUCCGUAAGGACACCGAAACCAUGUGAGGGCGGUCACGAGCUGUAGGAACUUUUUAUGGCUUUAAUCACUCUGUCCUUGACCAAACAUCAGAGGUUGUAGGAGAGACAGUCAAGUCACAAAUCUUCAUAUAUCUGAUUUCUGUAUUACUUGAUUUAUAUAUUAAGCCCAUUAAUCCCACAGCACCCCUAAGUGUGUACGCACUGUGUCAACUGUACCCCUGCCAGGAGAAAACAUUUGGAUAUGUGGGGAAUAUGGCUGGUCCUAUCUCCCUGCAAAUUGGACAGGCCGUUGUACGUGGGGCCGCCCACACAUAUCAGGACAGAUACUGCAAACCUUGCUGCGGCGCGCACAUAAUUGGGAUGCUGUAUAUUCCUGUUGGCAUCGCCCAAAUGGACAGCAUGGCGGUUUUACCCCAUGGCUAUCUUCCUUCCAGGAGUCGGCAUUAUAGAUGUAGAAUUACAAAUAGAAGCCCUCGUACAGCAUGUUGCUCAUGUGUUGAAUGUACCAAGGUCCUUGCCAGCCCUAUUGCAAGAUGAAGUCACCCAGAUGCAGAAGGUGACUUAACAAAACAGAAUGGCUCUGGAUAUACUCACAGCCGCACAAGGGGGCACCUGUGCUUUACUGCACGUGACUGCUGUGUUUAUAUCCCAGACCACCGGCAGCACAUACAAGCUGCGCUCCAGGAAGUGGAUGAGGAAGUGUCUCAGACACAAGCCUUAUCUCAAGACCCCCUGUCUACUUGGUGGUCACAGCUUGAUCCCACCUGGGGAUGGUUCCAAACCAUAGUGGCCGCUGGGGCAUGUGGCCUCCUUGUCUGUUAUUGUUCUUUAUAUUGUUUCUGUGGGCUCUGGGCUCUGCUUUGUGUGCAAGAAAAAAGCAGAUGGCUGCUGUCCUAUAGAAAUGGGUGGGGUGUAGGGAAGGUUUCCCCCUUUCCCCUACUGUUCUAUGAGGACAGCUGCCCACUGCUUCACCCCAGAUAUGUCUGGCCUUGAGAAACCUAAAAAUGCAGCAUGCUGUGCCCAUGAGAAAGGAGCUAGUUAAGGGCCGUGAAGGACACACGCAUGUGAAUGUGAACAGAGCUGAUAUAAAUGUUUCCAUACAAAUUAUUUGUUGUUGCUAUUUGAGCACAAGUUUUCUGUUCACUUUGAUAAAAACCUAUAUGUGGCAUUCCUUGGUUGUAUGGGGUCUGUUUAACUAUACGAUGCUGUUGAACUCUUUCCCACAGUGGCUCUACCAUUUUACAUUCCCCACUAGCAAUGAAUGUGUUUCUGUUCCUGUACAUUCUUUUCAGCAUUUGGUGAUGUCAGUUUGUUAAAAAAUAAACUGUCAUUCUAAAAGGGUCUAUUUUCUUUUUGAGGGCAGAAUUGUUUUGGACAAAUAGGUCUAAUUAACAUUCAGCUAGCUAGCAGAAGUCAGGUGAAGGUUUUUAUUGUGUGAAGUUAAUUAAAUGAGGCCAUUAUACUGAGGUGGUCUUUAUGCCUUAGCAGCAUUCAUAAAAAAGCAACACUGUCCAGCUAUGAAUGCCCCAAGGCUGGGAAAUUGAAACCAAAGGACAAGCGAUCACAACUAGCCAACUAGGAUUUCUCAGAUAUGGUAACCACUUAACCUACAGCCAAUCAGAUAAUCUCCUUGCUUUGCUUCCUACCUAUUCUCUUAAAGUCUGACUGCUAACCACUUCCAGUUUGGCACUACCUGAGUUGAAUCAAUUUGUGCUCCAAUAAACUCAAAUUAGAAAUUUUAA